UUUUUUUUGGACAGCUGUGUCAGCCCCUUAACAGCCCCCUACCCCAGAACAAAAUGCCCGGAGCGCCCACCAUGGGCUCGGAGAAUCGCACCGCACAUCCGGACACAGACUGGAACACUCGGCCGUCUUCUAGCUCAACCCACAUCACAGUAGGGAUGCACUCAACACCAGAAGAGGACCUCUACGCAGAGGCCGAAGCCAUGCAGGCCACAAUGCGGGAAGCCCUUCAUCAGCCCAAGCGCAAGGCGACGCCCACCGCCACCUCCAACCCAACCUCACCAUCCACUUCCCCUUCCCGCCGGGCAGCUCGCAAUGGCGUUUUACAUCCUAGCAGCAGCACUACCACCACGGCGGCGGCGGCGGCGGACAAGCCCCAAACGUCCGCUACUCACAUCAACGGCAGCGAUCCUCCUGACACUGACCACCAGUCCACAACAUCACCGUCCGAACAGCAAGCAACCCCGUGCUCCUUCGACUCGGACACGAGCAAGUACCCGGCCUCCAUGACCAGCUCGGUGCGGGACCACGUCUACGAGGGCGGGCUGCGCUACCACGCCUACCGCGCCGGCAAGUAUGCCUUCCCCAACGACGAGGUGGAGCAGAACCGCGACGACAUGAAGCACACCAUGACCCUGAUGCUGUGCCACGGCGCCUAUUUCUACGCCCCGGUCGAGGACGUGCUGGAGGAGGGCGCCGAGGUUUUGGACUUGGGCACGGGAACGGGGAUUUGGGCCAUGGAACUCGGUGACAGGUACCCGAACACAACAAUAACCGGCAUCGACCUCUCACCCAUACAACCCAACUUCGUUCCCGAAAACGUCCACUUCUUCGUCGACGACUUCGAGGAGGAGUGGGUUGAUCCCGAAAACAAGUAUGACUACAUCCACAUCCGCCACACCCUCCACUCGGUCCGGGACCCGAAACUGCUCCUCGAGCGAGCUUUACGCCACCUCAAACCAGGCGGCUACUUCGAAUGCGCAGAACUGCUCUACUCCCCACAAUGCGACGACGACACACUGACCCCCUCAACUCCCUACGCCCUGCGCGACUGGAUGAACUACGUUGGGGCAGGUAUGCGCGUGCUAGGGUCCGACCCGCACGCCAUCCUGCCAUUGCCUGAGCAGAUGAAAGCGGCGGGGUUCGCCGACGUGCAGCGGACGACGCACAAGUGCCCUGUGGGCGUCUGGCCGCGCGACAAGCGUCUUCGCUUUUGCGGACUGUUCCUCCGCACGGCUCUGAUGGACGGCCUGCGCGGCACCAGCCGGCGGCCGCUGCUGGCGCUUGGCUGGACGCAGCUGCAGAUCGAGAUGUUUCUCGUCGACGUGCGCAAGGCGCUCAUGGAUGCUGGCGUGCAUUCGUAUCUUGCACUGCAUGUCGUGCACGGUCGGAAGCCGGUGAGCUGAGUGAUGGAAGGAAGGAGGGAAAUACGCAACUCGAUUGCAGCACUCAAGGCUCGCUGCGGGUUUGUGGCCCACACACAUCCUUGACGCUACUGCAUGUGGUCACGACCUAUUCGCUCAGGACAUGGCCGCUGGUGUCGACGGAUCUGCGAUGGCGGUUAUCUGACAUUAUCUUUCUCGCUCCGGCACUCAGUUGAGAAUCACAGGACCACUCAGCAGUGUCCGGUCACAGUCGGAGAGCUCCAAGUCCCUUGAUCAUUGUUCAGAUGCUACAGCGCAGACGCAUUGCCCAGCCCCUUC
Molecule: messenger RNA, 1700 nt
Organism: Chaetomium strumarium
Lineage: Eukaryota; Fungi; Ascomycota; Sordariomycetes; Sordariales; Chaetomiaceae
Product: S-adenosyl-L-methionine-dependent methyltransferase
Exons: 4
Coding region: 54-1403 (449 amino acids)
Molecular function (GO): methyltransferase activity
Source: RefSeq, a predicted model, not a curated record